ACGGAGGAAGAAAGAAAGAGGGGCAUGCGUGCAGUGACUCCACGUGUUCACACAUCAUUUGCUCAAGAAUUGUCCCUUUUCUCUCUCUCUCUACAACCAAAACCAAACUCCUGCCAAUGCCAUGUCAGAGUGCUCAAGCCCCGGCGAAAUCGUAUUACUUUCUCUCUCUUCCAAAAUCUGUCACUCUCUAAAACUAAAAACUAAAACUAAAACUAAAAAUCUCUCUAUUUUACGUUUUCUCUCUCAUCCUCGAUUCUCACACCUGUCCCUUUUCCUUCUCUCGCAUGCCCUAAUACCUCUCUUCCUUCCUUCCUUCUCUCUUUCUCUCUCCUCCCUCACUCUUCAAUUUCAAUUCUACUAUCUCAUUUACUUUCAAAUCUUUGCUUACUUUCCCAGAUUUCCAUGUUCUGAGAUGGCGUCUGCUGAAAACAUUCCUUCGUGGUUGAUGGAUUAUCGCUGAUGGAAGACUUAUCAGUUGUUACCACAGCUGCCUAUUUUAUUACCUGUUUGAUAUAGAAACCAAUCACUUUCAAGGAAUCACUGGCACUGCUUGUAUAAAUGCUGCACUUGAGGCUUGGAGAUGAAGGAGAAGGGUCCACAACCUAGUAAUAUGAUUAGUCGAAACUGGGUGCUGAAACGCAAGCGUAAGAAACUUCCAUGUGGACCAGGUGUAUCUGCUAGCAAGGACAAGGAGGAGGGUUUGGCAGCUGAAUCUACUGCAGUUAAUUGCUCAAAAAAAGAUUUGCAGAAUUCUGAAACGAAUUUUGAUUGUUUGACAUCAAAGAAGAAAGGAAAUGAUGGGGUAAUUGACAUUUAUAGCGAUUAUUAUUAUGAGUGUGUGAUCUGCGAUCUUGGAGGGAACUUGCUGUGCUGUGAUAGCUGUCCAAGAACAUACCAUCUUGAAUGCCUUGAUCCGCCACUUAAGCGUAUUCCAAACGGGAAGUGGGAAUGUGCCACCUGCUUGCAGAAAAUUGAUUCAGCGGAUUCCAUCAGUCACCAAGACUUGAUGCUCAAGCGAGCUAGGACAAUGACUAUAUCUGAGAAACUGAAAGCUGGAGGCAAGCCAUCUAGUACUCUUAAAGUGUCUCAGUUUCUUGGGAGGUCCAUUGGAAAAAAAAGAUCAUCCAGUAAAAGAAAAUCUGGUUUACAUGACAGAGGCCAGUCUUUAAAGAAGCUAGAAUCUUCGAUAAUUGAUGGAUCAUGCUGUAGCAAGAUAGGAUUAAUGUCUCAUGAAGGUACUGCGGGUGGUUCCUCGCCAAGUGAAAGUGCAGAUGGUAAAAAGAAACUUCACACUGCUACCGAGGACAUUGAAAAGAUUUAUGAUUCAUCAGCAGCUGGCAGGAAGUCUAACUAUCUUGUGGAACAUAAUUGUUCCCUCCCUAUGCAUGCUUGUACUGAGCCAAAGAGUGAAGCUACCAAAAAAAGGCAUGAUUUCGCUAAUAAAAGUCACAGCACUACCAAUAAUUCUACACCUGCACCAGGCGUUGUUUCUGAGGCUCACAAAAGAAAACAGAAACCUUGUAAAGAUGGAAGCAAGAAAAAAUCUAAGAUGUCUACUGGGGAGCCUUCAGUAAAUAGAGGUCAGAAGCGUAAAUCAAAUGCACAUGUUUCUUCUCCAAAGAUUAAAAAGCCACAGAGAAAACGUCGCUCUGUUCAUCACAGAUUUCAUGUUUCACAGGAUAAUGCUGUGUCUGGGAAGACAGAAAGUCAGCAAGAGGAGGCAUAUCCUAGAGAAGCAGCGGGGUUGUCAAAGAAAGAGGAUAUUGGACCUGAUAAGAUGAUUAUAUCUGAAAAGAACUCUUUUGACGAAACAUUACAAGUUGAUCGGGUCCUGGGAUGUAGAGUGCAGGAAUUAAUUUCUCUGUGUCAAACAUCUGAAAUGCCAAGCAAUGGGUUCUUAUGUGAAGCUAAAAUUUCGAAAAAUGGAAUGAGCAAGCCAGAGCAUAUAGCCGAUUUGGAGGAUUUAGACGAUUAUCUUGAAGAUCCUUCUUUAAUGCAGUGCCAAUCAGCUGAAAAGUUUCUUGUGGAUGAUUGUUUAGUGGAUACAUUAGAUGUAUGCAGAAGAACUGUGACCAAAGAAUGCAACCAAGGUGAUCGGUUGGGUGAGGUAGGGGUAGAAUUAAGUUCUAGUGUUGCAACUGGAGAAAAAAAUCGUGAAAUGCAUUUUGCCAAUGAAAAUUUGCAUGCACCUCGAUCAUCAGAAGACAAAUCAGAGGCCAAAAAUUCAGUUGCAAGUGAUGGCAAUUGCGAUAAAAAGGUUUUGGAAGCUAGGUUGGAUGAAACUGUAUUAUCCAAUGGAGAACAUAUCUCCUAUGAGUUUUUAGUUAAAUGGGUUGGAAAAUCUCAUAUUCACAAUAGUUGGAUUCCUGAGUCCAGGCUUAAAGUUUUGGCCAAAAGAAAGCUAGAUAACUAUAAGGCAAAGUAUGGAACUGCAGCAAUAAAUCUCUUCGAGGAGAGGUGGAAACAGCCCCAUCGUGUAAUUGCACUUCGGUCAUCAGAGGGUGGUAUGACUGAAGCUUUUAUUAAAUGGUCAGGCCUCCCAUAUGAUGAAUGCACUUGGGAGAGGACAGAUGAACCUGGAAUCAGAAACUCAUUGCAGUUAAUUGAUCAAUUCAAUCAGUUCGAGCGCCAAACACUGGAGAAGGAUGCCGAAAGGGAAACAUUAUCUAGGAAAGAUGAUUUUCAACACAAGGAGGUUCUCGCUCUUGCUGAGCAGCCGAAGGAACUCAAAGGUGGUUCACUCUUUCCACACCAGCUAGAAGCUUUGAAUUGGUUGCGCAAAUGCUGGCACAGAUCUAAAAAUGUUAUUCUUGCUGAUGAGAUGGGCCUUGGGAAAACUGUAUCUGCUUGUGCCUUCAUUACAUCCUUGUACUUUGAGUUUAAAGUAAAGCUUCCUUGUCUUGUUUUGGUGCCUCUUUCCACAAUGCCGAACUGGAUGGCAGAGUUCGCUUCAUGGGCUCCAGACGUGAAUGUAGUGGAGUAUCAUGGAAAUGUUAAAGGAAGAACUAUAAUUCGUCAACAUGAGUGGCAUGCCAGUCAUCCAAAUGAAUUGACUAAGAAAAGUGCGGGCUACAAAUUUAAUGUUCUUUUGACUACUUAUGAGAUGGUUCUUGUUGAUUCCUCUCAUUUACGAGGGAUUCCUUGGGAAGUUCUUAUUGUCGACGAGGGGCACCGGCUUAAGAAUUCUAGCAGUAAGCUUUUUAGCAUGCUUAAUUCUUUUUCCUUCCAGCACCGUGUCCUAUUGACUGGCACCCCUCUUCAAAACAACUUAGGAGAGUUGUACAACUUGCUUAAUUUUUUGCAGCCAGCUUCAUUCCCUUCUUUGUCAUCCUUUGAGGAAAAUUUUAAGGACCUUUCUGACACUGACAGGGUAGAGGAACUCAAGAAACUUGUUGCUCCACAUAUGCUUAGAAGGCUGAAGAAAGAUGCGAUGCAGAAUAUUCCACCUAAGACUGAAAGAAUGGUCCCUGUUGAGCUGUCUUCCAUCCAGGCUGAAUAUUAUCGCGCAAUGCUCACAAAAAACUAUCAGAUUUUAAGGAACAUUGGUAAAGGGGUUCCCCAACAAUCAAUGCUCAACAUCGUUAUGCAACUGCGUAAAGUUUGCAACCAUCCAUAUCUUAUCCCUGGCACAGAACCUGAUUCUGGAUCAAUAGAAUUCCUUCAUGAAAUGCGGAUAAAGGCUUCAGCUAAGCUAACUGUCUUGCACUCUAUGCUGAAAUUGUUACAUAAAGACGGCCAUAGAGUUCUAAUAUUUUCACAGAUGACGAAGCUUCUAGAUAUUCUGGAAGAUUAUCUGAAUGUUGAAUUUGGGUCCAAGUCCUUUGAGAGAGUUGAUGGUUCUGUUUCAGUAGCCGAUCGUCAAGCAGCUAUUGCACGCUUUAAUCAAGAUAAGAGUCGAUUUGUAUUCUUGUUGUCAACCCGUUCUUGUGGCCUUGGAAUCAAUUUGGCGACAGCUGAUACUGUGAUAAUUUAUGACUCAGAUUUUAACCCACAUGCUGAUAUUCAAGCAAUGAAUCGUGCUCAUCGAAUUGGACAAUCAAACAGACUUUUGGUUUAUAGGCUUGUAGUUCGUGCUAGUGUUGAAGAACGUAUAUUGCAGCUAGCAAAGAAAAAACUGAUGCUGGAUCAACUUUUUGUAAAUAAGUCUGGAUCUCAAAAAGAGGUGGAGGCUAUACUGCGUUGGGGAACAGAAGAGCUUUUUGGUGAUUCUUCUGGAAAGGGCAUUGGUGAAAAUGAUACGUCUAAGGAUGAAGCAGUUCCAGAUACAGAACAGAGGAGUAAGAGAAGAACCGGUGGCCUUGGAGAUGUAUACCAAGAUAAAUGCACAGAAGGAAGCAGCCAAAUUAAUUGGGAUGAGAAUGCCAUCUUAAAAUUGCUUGACCGUUCGAACCUUCAAUCUGGAUCAUCGGAUAAUACUGAAGCAGAUGCAGAAAAUGAUUUGCUUGGUUCAGUUAAGGCUGUGGAAUGGGCUGAUGAACCAAUGGAAGAGGAAGGAAAAAUUGAAUCACCUCUUGCUCUCACUGAUGAUGCUUCUGCACCUAGUUCUGAUAAAAAGGAUGAGGUCUGUGGUACAGAAGAAAAUGAAUGGGAUAAGCUUCUGCGUGUGAGGUGGGAAAAAUAUCAAAAUGAAGAGGAAGCUUCUCUUGGUAGAGGGAAACGUCUCAGAAAAGCUGUUUCUUAUAGGGAAGCAUUUGCAGCCCACCCUAAUGGAACACUUAAUGAGAAUGGUGCUGAAGAUGACCGAGAACCACAAGCAGAACCUGAAAGAGAGUACACAUCUGCAGGACGUGCUUUUAAGACUAAGUUUGCUAGGCUUCGUGCUCGGCAAAAGGAACGGCUUGCUAGGAGAAAAGCACUUGAAGAAUCUUCUCUUGCCGGUGGUCCUCCUGAAACUGAUUUGUCUCCGGAGGGCGCUCAAUAUCACGCGGAUGAUAAGGACGGAGCUUGCAGAUCUGUUAAACUGUUGGGGGAAGAAGCUACUUCAUUUGAAUUGGAGGAUAAAAAGUUGAGUGAACUGCAAAAGGCUGGAAAAUAUUUAAAACAUAAAUCCAGCAGUAAUUACAAUUCUUGCCCCAAAGUUCCUGCCAAUUCUUCUUUGAAUGUUGUUCCUGGUCAGAGUAAGGGUGCAACUUUAGCAGAUUCAGCUGCUACGAACUAUCGCUUGCCUGUUCUGGGACUUUGUGCACCUAAUGCUUAUCAGGCCGAGUCAUCUUACAGAAACAUUUCAAGGCCAAGAGAAACUAGACAAGUAAAUCAGUCAGACUUUCUUUCAACAACAUCUGCAUGUUCUGGGACUUUUACAAAGAUGGAUGCAACGGGACUUGAGACAACUAGGGGUAAAUCAAGACUUCCUGAAGCAUCAUCAGAGUUCACACCACAGUAUCUGAAGAGCAGCUUUCAAGAUAAUUCCUUCUUAUUGCCAAUGUGCUCACCACCACUAUUGCAGCGAAAGCUUCCAGAUGGUGUAGAGAGCUCAAGAUCCAGUUCAGCUGAUAUCCUGGAAAAAAUAGGAUUGCCCAAGUUGCCUUUUGAUGAUAAAUUGCUCUCAACAUUUUCGCUUCCACCUAAAACCUUACAGGGCCCAGCUCCUGACUUUGUAGGAAACUUGUCACUUGGAAGAAGAGAUGAUGCUGCAAAUAUGAAUCCACCUCCCACAAUGCCAUUCUUGCCAAAUUUGAAGUUCCCUUUGCAAGACUUACCUUAUCUUAAUCAGGAAGAGUUAAAUAUGCUAACCACACUGAGUCUAGGACACAAGCCAAAUGCAUAUCCUUCAUUCCCUGAAAAUCACAGGAAGGUUCUUGAGAAUAUAGCUAUGAGGACAGCAGGAACAAGCAACCUACAUAAAAGAAAAUCAAAAGUAGAUGGAUGGUCAGAAGACGAACUUGAUUCCCUCUGGAUUGGUGUCCGUCGAUAUGGGCGAGGCAACUGGGAUGCAAUGCUUAGGGAUCCCAGACUCAAAUUCUCCAAGUACAAAACUCCAAAUGACUUGGCUGCAAGAUGGGAGGCCGAGCAACAAAAGAUAGUGGAUGCUUCUCCAGCCACAGGAUCUAUUAAACAUGCAAAAGCUCACAGGUCUGCGCUGUUCCCAAGCUUUUCAGAUGGAAUGAUGGCGCGGGCUUUGCAUGGAAGUAGGCUAGCUGGGCCUAUCAAAUUCCAGAGUCACUUAACAGACAUGAAAUUGGGAUUUGGUGAUCUUGUAGCAAAUUUUCGCCCUUUUGAACCUUCCAGUUAUGCUGGUUUUCAUGAUGAAAAUUAUGUUCCUAUUCAGACUUUAGGUGUUGAAAGUUUAUCAACCAGGUUCCACGGGUACCCAUCUACCGUUCUCUCUGAUAUUCACAGUACUUCAGCAAAUGUGCAGGUGGAGCCACUAGGGCCUCAUAGUGCUUUUGGGCCCAAUUAUUCGACUACAUUGGGAUUAGUUUCCACAAAUGGGUGUGCAAUACAGUCCCAUGAUCAUUUGGACGUGCAUACAUAUCAGAAGAUUCCUUGCCAGUUGGAUGGCUCACUAAAAAUAUCCCAUCAUCCCCACAAUGGCGUGUGCAGUAGUGAGCCACCAGCUUCCACUUUGUUCCUUAAUUCAAAUGAGUCAAAUCUUUCUGGCUCUAAAGGGAAAGAAGUCGUAGCAGAGAGUAGCUCUUCGAAGGACAGGCUACCACAUUGGCUUCGGGAAGCUGUAGGAGCUCCUUCCAAAAUUUCAGAUAGCAAACUUCCAGCUACAGUGUCUGCAAUAGCAGAGUCAGUUCGUUUGCUUUAUGCUGAAGAAAAGCCUUCCAUCCCCCCAUUUGUUGCUCCGGGACCACCUCUUUCUCAGCCGAAAGAUCCUCGGAAGAGUUCAAAGAAAAAGAAAAAACGAAAACCUCACAUGCUUGGGCUAAUUCCGACCGAGAUUCCUGGAAGUAGCCAGGACUUCCAUGGCAGCUCCUCUGGUGAUAGUCUGGCCUCAAAAUCAGUUUCUAUUCGCUCGUCUUUUCCAGUGCUUCCUCCAAAUGUGGAGCUGACAAACCCCUCGCCGUCUUUAGUUUCUGACCCCGUUGAUGAAACAAGUUGUGAAUUGCGUCCCUCUCCUGAGGCACUGCAGCCAGUAGCAUCAUGUGGAGCUCCAGUUCCAUGUUUACCUCAGAACUUGUCUUUGAUCUCCCCGGCUUUCUUUGACAAUGAAAAGCACCUCCCCCAAGAACUGGAAAAUGAUGGAACCAAAGAUGCAGUGGUAAACUCCCUACCUGUAGUGGGGAUGGACCUCUUGUGUACUAGGAAUUCUAGUAAAACUCAGUCUGACCCUUCGCAUGUCAAUCAUCCAGAGGGCGAGGAAGUAUCAUCGGAGAAUAUUGUGUCUAAUCAGAUAUGACAUUGAAAGAUAACUCUGGGAUCUUUUGUAAAUGCAAAUUGCAGGAUGAGAAGUGUAAUACUGUGCCAUAGACAGUGUAGACUUUUUAGGGUGUUUUUAUCAGCUAUCUUUAUAACCACAGGUGACAAUAGAGGGCCAAUUGGUCCUUUUGUCAUGUUUAAGUCUUAGGCCCGUAGUUUAUAAUUUGAUCACAGUUUUGUAGGUACCUUUGAGGUUGCGAGUGUGCAGUGUGCACUUGUAGCUCUAGUACAAGGAAAAGUCUAGGAAAUAUCUUGUAAAGCUUAUGUAUGUGAAAUGAAGUAUAUAAAUGUACCCCAUCUGGCGUGGCAUAUGCCACUCAUUAUCCUUCCA
Messenger RNA from Beta vulgaris subsp. vulgaris (sugar beet), 7696 nucleotides. Its product is annotated as protein CHROMATIN REMODELING 4. The transcript has 11 exons. Gene Ontology annotation, cellular component: nucleus; chromatin. Gene Ontology annotation, biological process: chromatin remodeling; negative regulation of transcription by RNA polymerase II. Bases 581 to 7345 code for a protein of 2254 amino acids. The record is from RefSeq and is a predicted model, not a curated record. NCBI's taxonomy places the organism in Eukaryota, Viridiplantae, Streptophyta, Magnoliopsida, Caryophyllales, Amaranthaceae. Gene Ontology annotation, molecular function: ATP-dependent chromatin remodeler activity; ATP binding; ATP hydrolysis activity.